UCCCUGCCCAACCCCCUCCCGUCCCGCCUCUCACCCACAAAAAUUUCUCCCCUUCCCGCCCACCGCGCCCUCUCCCCUAUGGCCUCGCCGGCGAAGCGCGCGAAGCCCUCGUUGCCAGGGAAGCCCCCUGGGACGCCGUCUCCGGAGGACGCUUCCGCUACUGAGGACCCCGUCGUCCUCCUCCGCCGCCGAUGGGAGCUCGCCUCCGUGCUCCACUUUCUCCGGGUGUUCGAGCCGGUCAUCGAGGGGGGACUGAGGCUCUCGGCGGAGGAAAUCGAGACGGCGCUCGUCCUGAACAACCGCGACCUCGCUCGCAUCCACAUUGCCCUUUUGAAGGGAAUACCACCAGUUAACAAAAAUCUCAAGGUUGAGGAUGGGUGGAUUAUAGUAACCGCCAAGAAGCUAUCAGAUUGGUGGUCAUGGGUUGCUGAAGGAGCAAACCCAUUGAGAAGCAAUCCAGGGAAGGAAGUCGAGACGUAUAAGCAGCAGGACUCAAUCAAACGUUUGCUAAUACUUAAAGCGCUCUGUGAAGUUCGAUCUGAGCAAGAUGAUGCAGUCUGGUAUGUUAAUGAUGAAAUGAAGAAAGGAAUUGGCAUUUCCAACUUUCGAAAAGAAAAGCUAGGGAGUGGUAGUAACGGGACUAUAUACUGGUACGAUGGAGAUUCAACUAUUGGCCAUAGAUUAUACACAGAAGAUGUAACAGUUGAUUAUAAGCAGAAUUGGAAGGGAAAGGGUGGUCAUCUGACUAAACCAGUUAUCAAUAUUCACUGGGAAACAGUUGCAACUAACCUCGAUGAGUUUCUUGAGAUAUCAGAGAAGUUAUGCAGAAAGGGUCGAGCUGAAUCUGCUAUUGCAGAGUAUCUUAAGACAGAAAUUGUUCCGGCUGUGGAGAAGCUUCAAAAGAAAAAAGAGAGGGACUUCAAACGUCAGCAGAAGAAGGAUGAACUUUUAGCUUUUGCUCACAGCUUCCAACCCCGUUCAUUGCGUGAACGUAGGCGUGUCAGCUACAAUUACUCUGAUUAUGAUCGUUCAAUUGAGGAGGCGAUAAGAGAUGCAUCGAGAGCAAAAGAAUAUGAUUCACAUGAGGCAGGAACAAAAGAGAAGCGUGCUUCACAUCAGGGAGAUAAAGGAGCCAAUGGAAGAUCUAACUUCAAUUCUGAGCACAACAAAGAUGGACAGGAGGAUGCCAUUUACCUAAGUGACCUGAGCUCUGAUGAUGAUGAAGACAGAGACUAUAGUGACAAGGAUGGCAGCUCCGCAAACAGUGAUGGAGACAAUAAUUCUUAUGAUCCCCACAGGAGCGACUUGGAAGAGGAGGAUGCAUUUGUAACACGUAAGAAAACUCGUCUUGCUGCCCGUUUGUUAAAUGACAAACCUCGGCAAGGGCUUCGUCGGAGUCAAAGAAAUGUGAAAAAUUCUAAAGACACUAUGCACCCAGGUCAGCAUACCCCUCAGGCAAUGACAAAGAAAACACUGAGGCAAAGGCCCACACCCGUCUCCAAGCAUCCGGACACUACUUUGUCAGGCUCUGAAGAUGAUCCUGCACUUAACGUUGCAGACUUUGAGGAUGAACCUAAAGAUGAUCUUGCACUGACCGUUGCAGAUUCUGAGGAUGAAUCUGAGUAAUCUUAGUUGAGGGUAUAUGCUGUUUUUGCAUUUUGCCUUGUGGAAGUUUGCGAAUUCUAUAGGUUUAGCGUCAUCAGCUGCUUCCACUUGUACCGGCUAGGGGAAAUCAGACUCAGACAGCACCAGCAUUUUCCCCAUUGCUGAGUAAUCUUCAAAGUCACGGGGGCACCUCUGCCCCACUUCUGUGGUGAAUGUACAUAUGCGUCGAGACUGCGACUCAUCACCACAGACGCCACCAAAAAUCUAGUUUUUAUGAAUACUUAAUUCAGAUUAUUGACCUCCA
Phragmites australis (common reed) is the source of this 1909-nucleotide messenger RNA. Its product is annotated as DDT domain-containing protein DDR4-like. The transcript has 11 exons. The record is from RefSeq and is a predicted model, not a curated record. Gene Ontology annotation, cellular component: RSF complex. The coding region runs from base 79 to 1626 and encodes 515 amino acids. NCBI's taxonomy places the organism in Eukaryota, Viridiplantae, Streptophyta, Magnoliopsida, Poales, Poaceae. Gene Ontology annotation, biological process: regulation of DNA-templated transcription.